This is a messenger RNA of Rubroshorea leprosula, 2527 nucleotides long. The record is from the annotation of a GenBank genome assembly. Lineage: Eukaryota; Viridiplantae; Streptophyta; Magnoliopsida; Malvales; Dipterocarpaceae.
GUAGUAGGAGACUGGAGGGGGUGUGUGAAUGUGACUGAGUCUGAGGGGAGUGGGAAGGAGCAGUUGCAGCACUGCGUUAGGCCACCUUUCCCAUCAUCCUUUGCCAUAUAAAUCAGCAAAUCGAGCUCCUCUUAAUCCUUGUUAAUUACUUUUCUUUCUUUUCUCACACUAUUCAAGAUAGACCCAUAAUAACACUCUCUCUCCAACUGUCCCUCUUCCUCCUUUCCUUUCAAUUUAAUUUGGGUUUGGAAUUUGGAAUUGGAUACCCUUUUUUCGCUUCCUGGGUUGCUGUUUUCUCUCGUUUCUUGAUUUGUAUUCUGGGUAAUGGGGACUGAGGAACAUGACGCUGGUGGUGCUAGUGCUAAUGCUAGCCAAGGAACUGUCGUUCCCGUAUAUAAGGCUGAAAGCUCGGCUGGAAUAACUGAAGAAAUAACCCAUGUUCAUCAUUGGAAGAAAAGGAACCUAUUCUUAGAGAUACCCUCAAGAAGUUUGGUAGAGUCCUCUGAGGAUUCUGUUGCCAUAAAGAUGCUCCCGACACCUAGUCCAACCCCAAGGAGAGUAAAUUUUCUCUUGACACCCAGUCCAAAUGGUGGAAGAAUUAGUGAAUCUCCAGGUCCCUCCACAUCUAGAGGGAAAUCAUCCUUGAAAAGUCUCUUACCAAAGCUGAGCUUCAAGUACAAAAGUUCUAAUGCAGAUAUUGAGAAAGCUGUGAACCUUGCUUCAGAAACAUCUUCUGCUUUGCAACAAGAGAAGCCUUCAAUCACACGGACAUUGUCACUUACAAAGUUAUUCACUCCUAGAAUGAAAAGAACUUCGUCACUACCAGUAACACCUAUUGCACAUUCAAACCCAGAAUCUUUACAUGGUGCAAGUUAUGGUGGUUCUCUGAAUUCAAGUAGAAAAGGAACCCCACGAAAAAUUUCUCGGUCCCUUUCAGUUCCUGUAAACAACAAAGAAGGAGGCUUGAGGAGAAUGGAUUCAUUUUUUCGAGUAAUUCCCACAACUCCGCGGGUAAAGGAAGGAGAAAUAAUUUCAAGUGCAUGUGAAUCUUCCACCAUGGAUGCUGCUGAAAGUGACCCAAAUGGUGAAGACAUACCUGAAGAGGAGGCUGUUUGUAGGAUUUGCCUGGUUGAACUGUGUGAAGGAGGUGAAACACUGAAGAUGGAAUGCAGCUGCAAAGGAGAACUUGCUUUGGCCCACAAAGAAUGUGCUGUAAAAUGGUUUACCAUCAAGGGUAACAAAACCUGUGAUGUAUGUAGGCAAGAAGUUAAGAACCUACCUGUUACUCUUCUACGGAUCCAAAGUUGUCGAAUUCGCAAUGCUGGAGCAAGAGCCAUUCAAGAAGAUGUUAAUGGAUACAGGGUUUGGCAGGAAGUACCAGUGCUUGUUAUUGUCAGCAUGCUAGCAUACUUCUGCUUUCUUGAGCAACUUUUGGUCGGCAAAAUGGGGACUGGUGCAAUUGCUAUUUCUCUUCCAUUUUCUUGUGUCCUAGGUCUCCUUGCAUCCAUGACUGCUUCAACCAUGGUGAAAAGAAGAUUUGUCUGGUUUUAUGCAUCAAUACAAUUUGCGCUGGUGGUUUUCUUUGCUCAUAUAUUUUACUCCUUGGUUGAUGUGCAAGCAAUUCUAUCAAUUCUCCUGGCAACAUUUGCUGGAUUUGGCGUUGCAAUGAGUGGGAGCUCCAUCCUGGUCGAGAUCCUGAGAUAUAGAAGACGAUGGCAAGCUUGGUCAGAACAGCAACGGCAGCAGCAACAUGUUUCCCAACCCAUGACACCAUUCCAACCCCAUACAAGUUCCCAUGCAAACCGCCAAACCUUUGUUGAAAAUGCAGAAGCUCUUGGUGGAAAUUGAAUUAAAUUGCUCUCUUCUUGGCUUGUUUAGUACAGUAGUCAUUUAAGCAUCCAAUGGGAAACACAUACUGUAGUAUAUCUUUUUUAUGAUUAGGGCAAGUGGUUUGAGGGGAGGGGAGUAGGAGGGGAUCGAACCCUUGCCAUAGUGAAGAAGGCUUAUAUUAAACUGUUAGAUCACUAGGUCGGCAGGUCUUUUUCAUACUAUAGUAUAUCUUAGAUAGAGUUUUGUAUACACCUUAUUUUUUUUCCUUUAAAGAUCUGUACCAACACCAUAGACAAGAAUAUUCAUCAACAAAUAUUUGCUAUUGGUGAUUUAAAGAUAGGUUAAUUCCUCAAUUUAGUUUUUGAAUUAUUAUAUGGACGCUUAAUUUGAUUUUUGAAUUAAAAAAUUUUUUAAUUUGAUCUUUAAAUUAUUGUAUGGACAUUUAAUUUGAUUAUUACUAUUUAUCAAUUUAUCCAAGUUGGUCUUUUUAUACAAAAAUUGAUGUAUUUUAUUAUUAAUGUGACACAUGGUUGUUAAGUUAUUAUUUUUUACUUGUUAAGUUAUUAUUUUUUGUCAUUAAAUAAUGGAUAUAUUAGUUUUUUUUGUAUGAAAAGAUCAACUUGGAGUAAAUUAGUAAACAGCAAAAACCAAAUUGGUGUCCGUGCAAUAAUUCAAGGAACAAAUUAGGAAUUUUUUU